UGAAUAAUUUGUUAUUACCUUUUGAGUGUGUCAAAUUUUAUUUGAGGAAGUUAAUUUUGGACUGAUCUGACACAACAAAAAUGGCAGCCACCAGAUCGAGGAAGAGUUUCGACGAACAAGCAAAUGAAGAAUUCUGGGCAUCAUCAUCCAUUAAAAAGCAGGCCAACUUGUUUGGAGAUGAUGAUGCUUUGGUCACUGCCAAAAGGACACUUGGGGGUUUGAACUCAAUAUUUGAUGAUGAAGAAGAUGAGGAUGUCAUCAAUUUUGAUGGAACACCAGCAACACCAGCAAAGCCAUCUGUUGGUUUCAGCAUGUCAGCGCGCUACAAGCCUCCAGAGCGCAGCACCAGUAGCAAUCUCGCUGGCUCAAGUAGUCUUACCACUGGGCGAUCUGUGCCUGGCCUCUCUUCUGCCAGCCCAUCAUCAUCGUUGAGCAGCGGAUUGACACAUUCCAGGUCGGCAAGUCUGACUGUAGGCAGUUCUGCAGGAACCUCAGGCUUGAGUAUAGAUGAAAUGGUAUCACAAUCAAAACCAAAGCCAAAAGUGCCUUCAGCAGCAGAGCUUGCCAAGAAGGAAGCAGAAAUCAACUUUCUCAAGAGAUCAGUUCAGUCUGCUAAGCGAGAAAGGUGGGCGCUGUUACCUGUUAAAGAAACAGUUAGAAGAAUGCUGAUGGGAGAGUCCUAUAACCUUGAGAUGUACAGAUCCAGAGAAGACAAGUUGGCACUGUUAGAUGAAGCCAUUGAAAGCUGUGAUGGAAAUGCUAUCAUAGCAGCUGUCCUGUUUCUUAAGUCCACUCUAAAGAGUUCAUUGUUUCACCAAGAGUUACGCAGCAGACCGACUGCCAUCAGUCAAUAUCUGAACUAUCUUAGGGAGGCCUAUGAACUUGAGGACCUAAUUGAUAUGUUAGGAGUAUUAAAUCGAGGGGAAGAGGCAGCAAUGUUAAAAUAUAAACAAGCCAUAUCCACUAGAAGACCUGAAACUAAGGUUAAAAAUUUACAGCAGUGCUACAGGACUCACUUUGAGAUGAACCCAGAUCUAGCCCAUGACGCAAGCCAUGUACAGGAGCAGAUAUCUCUCCUUGAAAGACAGAUGCCAAUAGAUAAAGCAGAUGCCUUAGCACAGCAAGAGCAAAAAUCAAGAAUAUUUUAUGAUUUUCCACGGAAAGCGUCUCUCAUUAACAUGUCUGUCCUUACCACCCUGUAUUACUGCUGUUUUUAUCAUUAUGAAUUAGCAGAGAAUUCACUAGCUAGUCCUCAGGCCAUUAAGAAAGCUUAUCAUCUGACAGAGAAAGAGUUCCUGUGGACGGCCCUCAGAGCUCUGGCCAAACGAAAACUGUGGAUAGCUUUGGAAACGUUAUUUCAAUCUAAGAGCUGGUUUGGGAAAGUGUCUAUGAAAAGUGAAGUUGGCUUUGAAAAAGUGGUCCAAGUUUUAGAACAAUGUGGGGCUCCAAAUGAUAUUUUAAGUAAAUAUCUUCAGUUGGUGGAUGACCCAGAGAAGAGGUUGGCAUUGGGGAAGAAAUUUGGAUGCCACCAAGUUGUCAUAGAUACCCUAGUAGCCCAUAAGGACAGGCAGCAGCUUCAGGCAUAUGGUCAGACAUUAACUCCACAUACCAAAGAAAUGUAUUAUGCUCAAGAUGCUUUGAGGCAUUCUAACGUUAAGUGGAAAAAUUGAUGUCCAUUGAGUGAAGCUGUCUCACAAAUGGAAGCCAGUCCUGCGGAACUUAAUGACAGUAUAUGGUGUCCCAAGUUUUCACCAAAACUAAGUGCAAUAUUGUGAUAUUUAAUUGCAUAAAGCAUUCCUAUUUUGUCUAUCAAUGGAGGGGGUUGUCUUCAGUAUGCAUUUAUUUUUCAUUUAUAUACAAGACAAAAAAA
Molecule: messenger RNA, 1870 nt
Organism: Lingula anatina
Lineage: Eukaryota; Metazoa; Brachiopoda; Lingulata; Lingulida; Lingulidae
Product: spermatogenesis-defective protein 39 homolog
Biological process (GO): vacuolar transport; intracellular protein transport
Cellular component (GO): cytoplasm
Source: RefSeq, a predicted model, not a curated record